UUUAGAUUUUAUCCGCUUUAUUAAUGAGGCAGGAGGCGGGUCAGGGGCCGGUGCCCGGGGGAAGAGGGGGACCCAUGGGGAGGCCCCCCUCCUCGGGGGGAAGUUGGAGGGAGAGUGGCCGGGAGUGACGAGAGGGGUCCGCCCCCCACUGCCGUUGGGAGGCGCCGGCGGAGCCUGCACAGCCGCGCAGCACAGCGGGCAGCAGGGUGCGGCGGCUCAUGGGGACCCCGCGUCUCAGGCAGCAGCUGGGGUAAGCAGCAAGGCCAGGACCACAGUGCAGAUUUGGGGGUACCCUGUGCCUGUCGUGGCAGAGAGGGGUCGCUGGGGGGGCAGCUGGGCUCUUGGGGGCAGCGCUGCGGGUCGUGGGAGCAGACGCUGGACUGGACAGUGGGACAGAGUGGGAGGGCGGAGGCCAGAGGAGCUUGCGGGGUCUGAACAGGCCCCCCAUCUCUCCCCAGUGUUCCCUGUCGCACGUGACAUGAGCCCCUGCGGGCCCCUCAACCGGAGCCUGGCGGGCGAGGCCACCCCAUGCGCGGGACCGGGAGCCCCCAAUGCGUCGUCCGGGCCGACCCCUGGCGCAGGGGGCGCGUCGCCGGCGCUGCCUAUCUUCUCCAUGACGCUGGGCGCCGUGUCCAACGUGCUGGCGCUGGCGCUGCUGGCACAAGCCGCGGGCCGGCUGCGGCGCCGCCGCUCGACUGCCACCUUCGUGCUGUUCGUGGCCAGCCUGCUGGCCACCGACCUGGCGGGCCACGUGAUCCCGGGCGCGCUGGUGCUACGCCUGUACGCGGCGGGCCGCGCGCCGGCCGGGGCCGCCUGCCACUUCCUGGGCGGGUGCAUGGUCUUCUUCGGCCUGUGCCCACUGCUGCUGGGCUGCGGCAUGGCCGUGGAGCGCUGCGUGGGGGUGACGCAGCCGCUGCUGCACGCGGCAAGCGUCUCAGCGGCCCGCGCGCGCCUGGCCGUGGCCGCCCUGGCCGCGGUGCCCUUGGCCGUGGCGCUGCUGCCUGCGGCGCGCUUGGGCCGCUACGAGCCGCAGUACCCGGGCACGUGGUGCUUCAUCGGGCUGGGCCCCGCGGGCGGCUGGGGCCAGGCGCUGCUCCCCGGGCUCUUCGCCGGCCUCGGCCUGGCCGCGCUGCUAGUCGCGCUCGCGUGCAACACGCUCAGCGGCCUGGCCCUGCUGCGCGCCCGCUGGCGCCGCCGACCCCCGACGGCCGCGCCCCAUCUCCAACGCCGCCAACGCCGCCACGCGCCGGCCCGCGGCCUCCGCUCGGCCUCCGCCUCGUCCACCUCGUCGGCGCUCUCGGCCUCCGCCGGCUCAGGCCGCGCCCUGAGCCAGGGCUCAACGCGCCGGGCCCGCGCGCACGACGUGGAGAUGGUGGGCCAGCUCGUGGGCAUCAUGCUGGUGUCGUGCGUCUGCUGGAGCCCCCUGCUGGUGCUGGUGGCGCUGGCCGUUGGGGGCUGGGCCUCCAGCUCCCUGCAGCGGCAGCUGUUUCUGGCCGUGCGCCUCGCCUCUUGGAACCAGAUCCUGGACCCCUGGGUGUACAUCCUGCUGCGUCAGGCGGUGCUCCGCCAAGUGCUCCGCCUGCUGCCCCCCAGGGCCAGUGCCACGGACAGCCCUGCGGGGCUCUGCCUGACCAGGAGCACCUGGGAAGCCAGCUCCCUCCGCAGCUCGCGGCACAGUGCCCUCAGCCACUUCUAGACGGCCCAAGUCUUGGAGGCGCCCUCCGGGCAAUAAACCCGUUAUGUUGCGGAGCCCAGGCUGCGGGUCCCAUGGGGGCUGCAGAGGCAUGCCCACUUCCCCCGCUCCGGGAGUGCGAUUCCAAAAGUGGCCACCUGGGGGAGCCCGAAGCCGGGGAGAGGCCUGGGGCGGGGUGGGGCGCGGCUUCAGA
This is a messenger RNA of Sorex araneus (European shrew), 1886 nucleotides long. It is a transcript of the gene PTGER1, whose product is annotated as prostaglandin E receptor 1. Gene Ontology annotation, cellular component: plasma membrane. The transcript is spliced from 2 exons. Gene Ontology annotation, biological process: adenylate cyclase-activating G protein-coupled receptor signaling pathway; inflammatory response; positive regulation of cytosolic calcium ion concentration. Gene Ontology annotation, molecular function: prostaglandin E receptor activity. Lineage: Eukaryota; Metazoa; Chordata; Mammalia; Eulipotyphla; Soricidae. The record is from RefSeq and is a predicted model, not a curated record. The coding region runs from base 479 to 1696 and encodes 405 amino acids.